UACUUACUUAUUGGACGUCGCACCCGGCAGCAAAAUACAGCAAUAGAACAAGGCCACUCAAUUGCAUCCCCUCAUUCAAGAUUUUCGUCUUCUCAAGGCGAAACCCUCUGACGCCACACGAGGUCGAGGCCCAUAACGCAAGAUCCUUCCCUUGCGAUGGAAGACGCAUGUUUCAACGUGUCGCGCAUGCUUAUAACUAUCUUUGAAGCACGAUCCUGGUUGCGGGUUUCUGUCGCUGCCACUUGCUGUCAUCGUGCUGCAUAUCCCAUAUAUUUUCUGAUAAAUCAGUCCAUGCAGACGGAUGGCGCACUAAGGCGCUACAACUUAAAGCCAUGCUUCAAACGUCUGUCAUAUCGCAGAUCGAUGAGGGCGAGAUAUUAUUCUAACACCCGGUCCCUGUCACUUGUGGGGAAUUUCACAAUAAAGUGUUUGGGUGUGUGGGCUGCCAUAUUUCAUGCAUUCCCCAGUCAAACAAUCACAUCUUUUUGCGCUGUUUAUGGUAAUCCGUUCAAAGUCGUAACGUCACGUCCAAUUUUCUGCCUUCAUCAAGUUCCAUGCAGGAGUAGUUCUGGACCCGCAGCCAGUCAUAAAACAGGCAGAACCUCAUUGGUCGAUGGACUACUGGAAUCUGACCUAGGUUCUUGAUUUAUGAGCCGUUUUUCUGGGCCAGUUUUUCUAGUAAAGACCUAUUGAACUCGCCGAACCCACCUAGCCGAGGGUAUCAACCACCUUCUCUACCCACGGCUCAAUCGCACUUUUCGAGGGCUGAUCGUACUCAUUUCACGGAUGACAUCUUUUCAUAUAAUCGAUAUCGAUCAGGUCAGGCAGCUGAUAAGAUGAAAAAAAUUAGAGGUACCCGUAACCCGCCUACAUACAUACGUUCCCGGAUCUAGCUCAAAAGAAUUCGCGUAGGAAAAUCUGUCAUUCCGGACAGUUGUGACCGGAACCCCAGUUCAUGUUGUUGAUCAUUCACAAAGUUACAAGCUCCCUAGAGUUGCUGCAUGUAAACGGAGUACGCCACAUCAUGAUGAAGUUCAAAAGAGUCUACGGACGGACCCGUUGUUGGUUCAGAAACAGCCGUGAAUGAAGGCAUGGCUAUGUGGUUAAUAUUAAGAUAGAAUCUGAUGUAACGG
Molecule: messenger RNA, 1133 nt
Organism: Desarmillaria tabescens
Lineage: Eukaryota; Fungi; Basidiomycota; Agaricomycetes; Agaricales; Physalacriaceae
Exons: 2
Coding region: 157-645 (162 amino acids)
Source: RefSeq, a predicted model, not a curated record